AUGACGCCCAAGACUUUCUUGUUCCUCGUCCUCUGUGCUCUCUUGUCUGUGUGUGCUUCUGCUGCUGCUGCUCCUGUGAUUCCAGCAGAGCCUUCAGGUGCUAAAGCUGGAGCUGCCUCGCUUCGAGGUUCCUUGACUGAGUGGGAAAAAGUCAAGCGGCGUUUGGUUUGUACUGAUCCUGGGUGCGAAACUGAUGCAGGUGUAGCGCCCACACCGGGUCCGGCGUCCAACUAUGCCACUCCCACUGGACCUGACGAGGAAGGAUACGAUCCUCAGUUUGUAGAAUUCCAAGGUUCCAUUUCCUCGGGAAUUUCUCAGCAAUCCAUGACACACUACCUCUUGGCACCUCUCAGGUUGUUGUGUUUGGGAAUUGCGCCACAGCUCUGUCAAAAUGAAGUCUUGUUGGACCAACAGGGAUCGCCACACUACAUCCAGUUCAUGCUUGAUUUGGCCAAUCAUGCCAGGGUACACUUCUCAGCUACAGCACAAGCCUUCAUGAUGAUGAUCUUUGUCAUUGGAUUGGCACCCUUUGCGCUGACAGAGGCAAUGGUUGGGCCUGCUCUGGCUCCUUGGCUCUUGGCAUUGAUGGGAUUUGCAAUCUUUUACAAGCACAAGCAAAACCAAGCCAAGGCAAAGACUGCCUGA
Seminavis robusta is the source of this 645-nucleotide messenger RNA. NCBI's taxonomy places the organism in Eukaryota, Bacillariophyta, Bacillariophyceae, Naviculales, Naviculaceae. The record is from the annotation of a GenBank genome assembly.